This is a messenger RNA of Oncorhynchus masou masou (cherry salmon), 2399 nucleotides long. Its product is annotated as class A basic helix-loop-helix protein 15-like. Gene Ontology annotation, molecular function: E-box binding; DNA-binding transcription factor activity, RNA polymerase II-specific; protein dimerization activity. The transcript is spliced from 2 exons. Gene Ontology annotation, cellular component: nucleus. NCBI's taxonomy places the organism in Eukaryota, Metazoa, Chordata, Actinopteri, Salmoniformes, Salmonidae. Bases 195 to 770 code for a protein of 191 amino acids. The record is from RefSeq and is a predicted model, not a curated record. Gene Ontology annotation, biological process: sensory organ development; positive regulation of transcription by RNA polymerase II; axon development.
GGUACCUCACAUGUUUACAGUUAUCUUCAUCCUCGGAGUGGAACCUCAGACGCUUCUACCACUUAAGCAAAACGUGCAUUCUGAAGAUAUUAUCGAUGUUCCAUGGUGAAAACGAUUCUUCUACAUACAGGGGAAUCUUACUUUCACUUGAAAGGCUGUUGUGAGGAAGAGGGGUAACUAAAUCAGGCUGAAGGAUGAAGUCUAAAGCGAAGGUCGCUAAGUCAUGCAGAAAACCCUGGACCGAGCCAGACCUGGACCAUGAACCAGAGAACAGAGAACCAGGCACCAGCGAACAGGAGGGCUCUGAGGCCUCGGUCCGUAUUGGAGGCUCCUGGAGAGGCGUUCUGAGGGGCGGGGACCGCGAGCGAGGCGGAGGCGGUGGCACCACCCACGGCCCCCACAGAUACAGACGGUCUCACAACAGCAACAAAGAACGCAACGUCCGGCGGCUGGAGAGCAACGAGCGGGAGCGCCAGCGCAUGCACAAACUUAACAACGCCUUCCAGGCUCUUAGAGAGGCCAUUCCACAUGUCAAAAUGGACAAAAAGCUCUCCAAGAUCGAGACGCUGACGUUGGCUGAGAACUAUAUCAAGUCCCUGACCUCCAUCAUCCUGGGGAUAUCUAGCGCCCGCCUGCCUCCUGGUGAGACACCGACAGAGGCUAGUGCUGCCAGACUGCUCCAGUGUUACCAGCAGCACCUGGAGGAGGACGGGGAUGAGAGCCUGUCUCAGUUCCUCACCCAAAUCCACAGCUUCAGCCAGGAGAGCUAACAGCUAGCCUCAGUUACUCACCCAGAUCCACAGCUUCAGCCAGGAUAGCUAACAGCUAGCCUCAGUUCCUCACCCAGAUCCACAGCUUCUGCCAGGAGAGCUAACAGCUAGCCUCAGUUCCUCGCUCAGAUCCACAGCUUCAGCCAGGAGAGCUAACAUCUAGCCUCAGUUCCUCACCCAGAUCCACAGCUUCUGCCAGGAGAGCUAACAUCUAGCCUCAGUUCCUCAUCCAGAUUCAAAGCUUCAGCCAGGAAAGUUAAUAGCCAGCAGGUGCUAACUCCACAGACAAAGAGUUGAAGCAUCCAGGCUUGACUUGGGGAGCGAAUCUCAACUGAAACCCUAUCUACCAUAUUGUACACUGCUACUCUACUUAUGACCAUGGCCAAAAGUAGUGCACAGAUUGGGGAAAGGGUGUCAUCUGAGAUGCAGCCUUAUACUCCGACAAGCUAGUGAGCUAUAGUGACAUACCUGACCAUGCACUAAAUGGAGCACACAAGAAGGUGAGGUGAUUUGAAGCACUGUACCCUUGACAUUCAUUCUCAGAAACGUAAUGGUGGAGUACAAGUGAAGACAGACAGUCAGGCAGCCUGUGGACUAUGUCAGAUUAGACAAAGGCCUAGCCAGAGCUGUGACAGACAGAAUCCCCAAAGGACCAUGAUAUAACUUCUAGAACAGGGGAACUUAAAGUUCAUCUCACGUGGGAUUCUGAAUCUGAUAUGUGGUGAGAACCAAGUCAAAGAACAUUCCAGCGCCAUUUAAUCUGUUUUCUUAAUUUUUUUAUGUCAUUUUUCCUAGCUGGCGAUUAACUGUAGUUACCUGAUUGGUCAGAAAUAUAAAAUAACUGAUUGUUAAAGUAUAGUUCUCCAGCAUGCACUGUAGCCCACAGGGGCCCAAGCUGUGUAUAUAGGACAGGCCACCCCUGCUGUAGAUAGGACAGGCCACCCCUGCUGUAGAUAAAUAAAUGUUUUCAACCUUUUAGGAACAAUGUUUGUUUUCCCAGCUGAGCACUACCUCUGGACACAACAGUCACAUACAGGACAAGGAUAUGCGUACCUAUACUGGUCCCACAGACCGCCUCUCGACACAACAGCCAAGUACAAGACAAGGAUAUAAUUCCCUAUACUUGUCCCACAGACUUUAGUCAAAUACUGUACUGUUUAAGGAAGGGAAAGAAUACACACUGUAAUUUAAACGAAGGGUAAAUUAUUUGAAACAUAUUUGUAUGUAUAUAUUUUAUUUGGGGGUGGUUGACACAGUUAUUAAAUUGCAGAGUGGAAGACAGGUAAGUGGGACAAACAGUUUGAAGGGUUGGAGCAGGGAAUUGAACUCAUGCCUCUGGUGGGAAGAGGAAGCCAGCAGUGUUAUCGCAAGAUACAGGAUCUACACAGAGCCAUAUGUGUACAUGUCAAAAUGUACAGUAUGUGUUGAACAAGUUGUUUUACCUCCAUGACCCUAUGGUAUCUUGUGUUUUUAUGGUUCUGGGACAUGGAUGUCUGUAGCUCAGUUAGUAGAGUUGGUAGAGCAUGGGGCUUCCAAUGCCAGGAUAGUGGGUUCAAUUACCACUUGUACACAGAAAGUAUGCAAUCAUGACUGUAAAUUACCUGGAAUAAAUGCAUCAGCUAAAUGGCA